AUGGAAGACAACCAAACAAUACUAAGUGAUUUCAUUCUCCUUGGCCUUUCAGAUCUGCCAAAUGCUCAGCAUAGUCUCUUCUUGCUACUUCUUCUCAUCUACCUGAUGACACUGACUGGAAACCUCCUGAUUCUUCUCAUCAUCUUCUUAGAUUCACAUCUCCAUACACCUAUGUACUUCUUUCUCGCAAACCUUGCUUCACUUGAUAUAUGUUACUCUCAGGUCACCUUGCCAAAACUUCUCUUAGACUUCUUUAUCAAAAAGCAAACUAUCAGCAUUGCGUCCUGUAUAGCACAAAUCUUUUUCCUGCAUUUUUCAAUUUCUUCAGAACUGUUCCUGUUGGCUGUCAUGUCUUAUGAUAGAUAUAUUGCCAUUUGCCACCCUCUGCAUUACAUUAAACUAAUGCAAAAAAACAUCUGUACUCAGCUUGCCUGCUUAGUCUGGUUAUGUGGAUUUUUGUAUUCUUUAGUUCAGAUCCUUUGUACGCUGAGGUUAUCUUUUUGCAGGCAAAAUUUUAUCAACAAUUUAUUUUGUGACCUUCCCCAGUUGCUUCAGCUGUCAUGCACAGAAACGUUAACUAACAUCCUUGUCAUUCUGAUCUUUGGAGGAAUCUUGGGAUUCUGUGCUCUUGGAGUUACCUUUUUUCCCUAUGUCUAUAUUUUUAAAACUGUACAAAAGAUUAAGACAAAACAAGGGAAGACUAAGGCUUUCUCCACCUGUACAUCCCAUUUGUCAGUCGUUUUUACAAUUUAUGCUGCACUUAUAUUUACUUAUUUCCGCCCCACCACAGAUAAACACUUUGAGUAUGACAAACUGGUCUCUGUGCUGUAUGCUGUGAUCACCCCUUUGUUAAAUCCAAUAAUUUACAGCCUAAGAAACAAUGAUCUAAAAAGAGCCCUAAGCAGAGUUCUUCACAAAAGCAGCUUUCAUGUUAUUAAACCAUCGUACAAUAAUGUAUCUACAAUAUGUCAAUAA
Molecule: messenger RNA, 975 nt
Organism: Xenopus laevis (African clawed frog)
Lineage: Eukaryota; Metazoa; Chordata; Amphibia; Anura; Pipidae
Product: olfactory receptor 1G1
Exons: 1
Coding region: 1-975 (324 amino acids)
Source: RefSeq, a predicted model, not a curated record